AUGGGUUUCACCGACUUUGUUUCUGAGGCUGGCCUUUCCUUGGCCAACACCUUCUUCAACAACCGGAGCUACGUCGUUGGCACUGCUCCUUCUCAGGCCGAUGUUGUGACCUUCAAGGCCUUCUCCGGCGCUCCCGACGCUGAGAAGUACCCUAACGUUGCCCGCUGGUACAAGCACAUCGCCUCUUACGAGUCUGAGUUCUCCAAACUCCCUGGUGACGCUUCCAAGGCCUACACUGCCUACGGCCCCGAAGCUUCGGAGACCAACCCCAAGGACAAGCCUGCCGAUGACGACGACAUGGACCUCUUCGGCAGCGACGACGAGGAGGAGGACCCUGAGGUCGUUAAGGAGCGUGAGGCUCGUCUCGCAGAGUACAAGAAGAAGAAGGAGUCCAAGCCAAAGGCCAUUGCCAAGUCCCUUGUGACUCUUGAGGUUAAGCCUUGGGAUGACGAGACCAACCUUGAUGAGCUCGAGGCCAACGUCCGUGCCAUUGAGAUGGACGGUCUUGUCUGGGGUGCCUCCAAGAGGGUCCCCACGGCCUUCUCCCUUAACAAGCUCCAGAUCAACCUUGUCGUCGAGGACGAGAAGGUCUCCACCGACGAGCUCCAGCAGCAGAUUGAGGAGGACGAGGACCACGUCCAGUCCACCGACAUUGCUGCAAUGCAGAAACUGUAA
This is a messenger RNA of Aspergillus chevalieri, 675 nucleotides long. It is a transcript of the gene EFB1, whose product is annotated as translation elongation factor 1 subunit beta. The record is from RefSeq and is a predicted model, not a curated record. Gene Ontology annotation, molecular function: guanyl-nucleotide exchange factor activity; translation elongation factor activity. Gene Ontology annotation, cellular component: cytosol; eukaryotic translation elongation factor 1 complex. Lineage: Eukaryota; Fungi; Ascomycota; Eurotiomycetes; Eurotiales; Aspergillaceae. The coding region runs from base 1 to 675 and encodes 224 amino acids. The transcript has 4 exons. Gene Ontology annotation, biological process: translational elongation.